This is a messenger RNA of Schistocerca piceifrons (Central American locust), 1628 nucleotides long. Its product is annotated as ITG-like peptide. The record is from RefSeq and is a predicted model, not a curated record. NCBI's taxonomy places the organism in Eukaryota, Metazoa, Arthropoda, Insecta, Orthoptera, Acrididae. The coding region runs from base 131 to 799 and encodes 222 amino acids. The transcript is spliced from 6 exons.
CUCGACGCCCUCCACCGGCUCGCCACCGCAGCGCCCGCUGCCCUCUUCCCUGAGCAGCGCCAGCUGCCUCUUCCCUGAGCAGCGCCAGCUGCCCUCUUCCCUACACAGGGAAAGCGACUGUGACGUCAGCAUGUGGCUGAUCGGGAGGCUCGUGCAAGUGGUGGUGGUGCUCGCGCUACUGAGUGGAGGGGCACUCGGCUGGGGCGGGCUCUUUAACCGCUUUAGCCCGGAGAUGCUGAGCAACCUGGGCUACGGCGGGCACGGCUACGGCGCCUACCGCUCCUCGCAGCCUUUACUACAGAGGUUUCACAAUCCGGUGGAGGUCUUCCAGGAGCUACAGGAAGAUGAGGAGCCCUGCUACGGGAAAAAAUGCACUUCCAACGAGCAUUGCUGCCCGGGAACAGUCUGCGUGGACGUAGAUGGAAUUGUAGGGUCCUGCCUAUUCGCGUACGGGCUGAAACAGGGGGAGCUGUGCCGCCGAGACAGCGACUGCGAGACGGGUUUGUUGUGUGCAGACUCCGCAGAUGGGCGCACUUGCCAGCCACCUCUCACCAACAGGAAGCAGUACAGUGAAGACUGUACUAUGAGCAGUGAAUGUGACAUCAGUAAAGGUCUGUGCUGCCAAUUGCAGAGACGUCACCGCCAGGCCCCUCGCAAGGUUUGUUCGUACUUCAAAGAUCCCCUCAUCUGCAUUGGUCCUGUUGCUGCCGACCAAGUGAAGGAAGACAUAGAGCACACUGCAGGGGAGAAACGUAUUACUGGGAAAGUGGCUUCAUUUAAUCAUAUUCGUCGCAAAUAAUUGGAAGACACAUGAUUACUUAAGGCCUAUAUAAAUCAUCUUGUGAUUAUGGCGUACACAAACAAAGAAAAUAUUCAAAAAUUCUUUGGAUUUUGAUAAGAAUUACAUAGAAUGAAUGAGUGUCCUUGCAGUAGUUAAUCUCUGAAACUCCCCAUGUUCAUCGUAAACGUUCACAGGCUUAGAGUUUCAUUUUGCAUUGUUAUUAUGAGAGGAUUUUGAUAAAAUUGUUGUAGUAAAUAACAAGUUAAAUGAAUUUCGCGGUAGUCUGUUUUCCUUAUCUCUGUAUCCUUAAGUGCAGUGGAUUUAUUCAAUAAAGAAGUCACUGAAAUGUUUUGAUAAGGAGAACAGUAUUAUACUGCUGCAUUGUCAUAGUACCUUUUAAAACUUUUUAGGAAUGAAGUUCUAUGAACGAAAAGCAUAUUAUAUUUCUACGAAAUUACAAAGCAAGAAUUCAUACUGAACAGAAAAAACUUGUUUUUAAAUAUUUGAUGAGAUAUUAAGCAUAGCAUGAUUGUGAAUCCCAUUUCAUUCACAACAUGGUGCAAGUGUAUGAGACAUUGCUCUGAUGAAAUUCACAUUCAGCGUUAAAGUAAAAGGUGGGCAUUCGAAGCAACCUAUGAAGCAUUAUAAUAUGUGACUAAAAAUUCCUGGAAAGUUACUUCAACAAAUCCUCUCAUAACUUAUAAAAUUAUGAGCUUCAUUUAACACAAAAAUGCUCUAAUGACUGCUGCAUAUAUAUUACCAAGUCUGUCCUAUACUCCCAGCAAUCCCUGAAAAUUUAUGUAUCUAUGUUGAUGUUCCUGUAUGAAUAAAAUAUAUAAUAAAUCGA